Molecule: messenger RNA, 1757 nt
Organism: Exaiptasia diaphana
Lineage: Eukaryota; Metazoa; Cnidaria; Anthozoa; Actiniaria; Aiptasiidae
Product: mitochondrial fission 1 protein
Exons: 5
Coding region: 38-484 (148 amino acids)
Biological process (GO): mitochondrial fission; autophagy of mitochondrion; peroxisome fission
Cellular component (GO): peroxisomal membrane; mitochondrial outer membrane
Molecular function (GO): protein binding
Source: RefSeq, a predicted model, not a curated record
UUCUGUGGGCUCAAAUAUAAAUGCACCACAAAAUAAAAUGGAGGAAAACGUUCAUAUUAUUUCAAGAGAGGAUUUCCAGGAUGCUGAAGAAAGAUACAUCAAGGAAGUUUCACUUGGGGAAGUAAAACCAAAUACUCAAUUCCACUAUGGAUACUGUUUGAUUUAUAGUCAAAACAAAAGCGAUAUUACUAAAGGACUUCGUCUAUUACAAGAUUUGUGUCAUAGUGGUACAGACCAAAGAGACUACCUGUACUACCUUGCAGAGGGCAACUACAGACUUAGUGAAUACAACACAGCUUUGAAAUACACACAUAGAAUAUUACAGAUUGAGCCUACAAAUAGACAAGCUUUGGAUUUGGAUGAGAAAAUACGAAAAAAAAUGCAAAAAGAUGGCUUGAUUGGUCUAGGGAUAGUUGGAACAGCAGUGGUUGUUGGUGGAGCUGCAGCAAUUCUUGGUUUUGUUGCUAGCCGGUUCAAGAAAUAGAACACUUAAAAAGUUAACUGCUUAUGAUGAUAAAACCUAUGAUGUAACUUCUUGAAUUGAACAUGAACAUUAAUUGUGUUAUAACUUGAUAUAAUUUAAUGUGGGUGUGCAUUAGAGCAGAAUGCUUACACUUAGACUAAUCCAUAAGUUUUAGUUUUCUCUACUCAGAUUGUUAACAUAAGAAAUAUACUAAGCAUUUCAAUGGACAAUUACAGGAUAAACGCCAGUAAUUCAAUGUUCAAAAUUCAAUGAUUAAUAGCACUGKUGACUUUUGUUCACUUUGCAUUUUGGUCAAUAUACUGGUAACCAUAAAUGAUACUCCUAAAUGUAACCUUCCCCYUCUUCUGUUAAUUUGGAUUUCCUUAAUUGCUUGCAUUUUGUUUAUUUUUAUUUUGCACUCUCUUAUCUGUUAUCAAGGAAGGGGCAAGGCAUUGGAAGUGUGUAAUUUUCUUCCAGUUUGGAAAGAAAGUAUUUAAAAAUACAUUUUAAAGUGUAGAUAAAAAUGGAAUAUGUUUUAUAAGGAAACUAAUUAAAUKAGUAGAAUGCUCAAUAUAGUGGCUUGUUAGAAAAGUCAAAAUACACUACCUGUGUUUCUUAAAAUAAUAUUUGAGCAGUAAUUGCCCUAUUGCAUAAAUUGUGUUUCUUUGUGUUUACAGUGUAGUAUAAAUGCACUGAAAACGCUCUAGAAAUUCCUAAUUAAUGAUUACUUGCCUGUGUGUAAGUAAGAAAUUAAAAAAAAAACCUUUUGCUGUUCUAGACAGGGGCGGAUCCAGCAUUUUAUAAGGGUGGGGUGCUUUUGUCAAUAAUAUAUAGCUGAAAACUAAGUAUAGCAAUGAAACUUUUUUUGUUGUUAGCUCCGCGAUUAUUGUCUAGAGCAAGAAAAUUAUGCACAGUUUGACUGGAAGCAAAUUGGCUUUUAUUUCAGAGCGUCUUUACACUACUUAAAUAGAUUGUUAAGUAGCAUAGUGSCAGACAUGUUGUGUAUGCUGCUCAUUUUCUCAAUAAAAGUAUUCAACAGGAGUAUAAACAGCAGAAAAAAACGUUUAUACCGAUAUAUGAAAAAUAACGUCGUCCAAAAAGGGGGGUUGCGUCCACACCCAAAGCCUGGAUCCGCCACUGCUAGAGAUUCAAUCUGUGUUUCUUAAGCCAGUUUUUCACAUUUUUGUCAUUUCUUAGUAGUACCUCUGUCGACCAUAUUCUAUAAGUAACAGUUUAUUUUGAUAUGAUAUCAUUGUGCGAUCGUUUUGUUGUAAUAAUUAUGUUAUUCACCUCA